This is a messenger RNA of Ornithodoros turicata, 3314 nucleotides long. RefSeq lists its product as uncharacterized. The transcript is spliced from 13 exons. NCBI's taxonomy places the organism in Eukaryota, Metazoa, Arthropoda, Arachnida, Ixodida, Argasidae. Bases 152 to 2383 code for a protein of 743 amino acids. The record is from RefSeq and is a predicted model, not a curated record.
UCCCUACUUCUCUGCUGCGCCUGCGCGCUCCUUCUGUUCGCGGCCUCUUUCGAACGCGCUGACGCUGCCUUGCUAUCGUUCUUUUGGUACUGCGAACUACUCACUUUCGGUUCUUUUGCCUGUUCGAUAAAAAGGCACUCGUUGCACCAAGAUGCCUGGUACGCAAUGUUGUGUUUGGCUCUGCUCAAGCAACCACAUGAGGACGCGCGAGGAAAGCAACGACGUCUCGUACCACAACGUACCGAAGUGUAAAAAGCGGAGACUAGAAUGGUCUCGGUCGCUAGGCAUGGACUUGCAGUUGGGCCAUCGUGUGUGUUCAAAACACUUCACGAUAGGUUCUUAUGAGGAGUUUCUGCCUGGCUCACAACGUCGACGUUUGAAAAAGUCAGCAUUGCCGAAGAUGGAAACAGAAGCACCGUCGGGAAACGCCGAAGUUAGCGAGGGUGCAAGCUCUGCGAAUGGAUCGCUAACCAUGCCUGAAUUGUUUGUGAGUGCGCUUUCCGCAAUGGAAGACGUCGGAUCUAUUGAAACCCUCCACUCUGGACAUUGCAUGGCUGCAGAUGAUAACCUGGUCCAACCUGUGCCUGUAGACUCUGUGACUCCUGCAGACCAUGCAUACGCACAGUCUCAUCCCAAAAAGACCAAAUCAUCCUAUGCUCAAGUAAGCCUUCGUGCCGAGUCCUGUAGCAUUGGGGUUCAGACAAACCCCAUGGACAUCCUGUGCACAAAAUGCGGUGGAGGAUCAAGUCAUAGUACCGAACACCUGUCAAUGCCAUCACCUGUGACGGUAUCCACCCCAAAGUUUAGAAGAGUGUGUGGAGCCGAGGAAGAACAAAAUGACACGAUAUCUACAGUUCAAGAUGACAGGCAUGAUGAUACCUACUCUCCAUCUCUCAACGACAGCUUUGCAGAAGGUGCAGGAGAAACAAAGACGUCUGUAUGUGAUGAACAGAAGUUUAUCGUGUUUGAGAGCUGCCUUCGGCAGCUGUUCCAACGGUGCAGACAGUGUGACACAUCCUGCAGAAUCAAACUAACUGUACGGGGUACCCUGGUUGAUGUAUCUGCUGAGUGCUUACUUGGCCACAUUACAACAUGGAGGAGUCAGCCACAUAUAAAUGGAUUUGCAGCAGGGAACAUUUUACUUGCCGGUGCAAUCCUCUUCAAUGGAGCAGCUCCCACAAAGGUCCUGCGCCUCUUGACCUCCAUAAACGUUCGCGUUAUUUCAGCGGUGUCCUACAAUGCCUAUCAGCGGGGAUUAUUUCUCCCAGUUAUAGCAAAGGUAUGGAACACCGAAAGCCAGAACACCCUAGCACAACUAGGUGACGUCAAUGUUCUGGGAGACGGGCGCUGCGAUUCUCCAGGGCAUUCAGCGAAAUACCUGACAUACACAUUUAUGGACGCAGCCACCUCAAAGGUUCUUCACUUUGUUCAGGUCCAGGUUGGAGAGGCUCCCGAAGUGAAAUCCAGCUCCCAAAUGGAGAAGUAUGGCUUCAUCCGUGCGCUUGAAGGCCUGAAAGAUGCUGAGGUGUCUAUUGCAUCAGUGAUAACGGACAGGCAUCCAGCAAUAAGGAAAUACAUGAGGGAAAAGGAGCCAGACAUGCAACACACUGUUGACACGUGGCACGUUGUAAAAGGACUGCAGAAAAAACUGGAAGCUGCAUGCCGAAGUCAAGGUUGCAGUGACCUGAAGCCAUGGGUAACAUCCAUCUGUUACCAUUUGUAUUGGAGCAAUGCAGUGUCUCAGGGCAACAGCGAACUCCGGCUCAGCAUUUGGAGAAGUGCGUCCCGUCACGUGCUCAACAUGCAUGCUGACCAUGAUGGGCCGUAUUCCAGAUGCCUCCAUGAUAAUAUUCGGGGGAACAAGUGGCUUCGAGCAGAUUCAGCUGCCUAUAGAAAGCUGCUGAAAAUUAUCAUGGACCCAAGGCUUCUACGUGACAUUGGGCAGCUGUCAUCAGUUGGACAGACGUCCUCCCUGGAGUCGUACCAUGCUGUAAUUGUAAAGUUUGCCCCCAAAUCAACAGCUUACACACCUAACGUUAUGAAGGCCAGGACGCAGCUUGCAGCAUUGCACUUCAAUGAAAAUGCAGGCCGUGAGCAUGCUCGCAGAUCCGACGGCCAGUUCAUGUUCAGGCGGAAGCUGCAGAAGGCAAAGAAAGGGGCUGAGGUGGUAGCACCAGUAAAAACGAAAGCUACACAUGAGUACGUUAAGAAACUGCUCGAAGAGGCCACCCAGGCAUGUGAAGAGCGAAGCUUCAGGAGUCUGUUGAGGACAAGUUUAUCUCCAGAGCCACCAACAAUGACUUCUGCUUAUGCAAGGGAGCCCAAGGACAUUCUCAUAGCCCGCAGGAUGCUUCGAUUUCAUGACACGACAGUGGUGCAGUGACUUAUGCACGUGGCGGAGGUGGAAAAUGGGAUGAAUGGGAAAUGGCAAUAACGGUACUUGCGCUGAAGUGGGUAUGGUGAAUGGGGUUAAAGGGACCAUCUCAUCCUCAGAGGUGUCUGUGAGCCAGAUCAGUAAUUUUCAACAUGGUCUCGCAGUUGAGUUGGCCAAGUUUCUGUUCCGAAGACAGCUUACUUAUUGAAUUAAUAAGUUUUAUACAGACACGCUCACUCUGCAGCAAAGCCAGAAUGACGUAAGCCAGGCACACAAAUGGGAGUGCAGUGCAGGGGAUUGUCUCCCAGCUUGUUUGCUUCGAGUUCGCUCUGAAAUGUACUAAGUGAAGAGUUCUUGUGAAGAAGCAUCACUCAUGCAUUUGUUAAUAGUUGCCUGUCUUGGAAGUUUGCUGCAGUAAUGCAACAAAGGCUGCCUUCUGAUUGUGCAUGUGCAUCAUUUAAUAGCUGGUGUCACAUUCACUUAGCCCCCUUAAUGUUCAUGAUGUCGGCAGAAUCCUGGGGACUACCUGUUAUCGUUGCUCAGUGAUCAAUCCUGCUUGGUGCAUUACGGUGGGCUUUUGCUCCAGAUGUUGCCGGCAUUUGAUGCUUUGACUCAACAUGGAGCUGUUGCUUGAAAGGCAUAUUGCGAAUUUUCAUUGUCAUUGGGUCCUCUUUUGUCAUUCGUGUGUUCAAGUGAUUCCUGGAUGAUUUCAGCCUUGAUGAAUCCUUGAGGUUUGUGUAGUGUUCAGGGAUGUGUUCGAAAUUCUGUCAGAACACCCCGGAAAUCUGUUGGUGCACACUUGAGCAGUCAUCACCAUCUCCAGUCACACGUCGGAGUAGUCCACUUCGCUUUCCUUCUCGUCCAAGUCUAUAAUUGUAGACAUUGUCUGUCAAGAUCUCACUGUACCCCGGUAUUAUAAGUUAACAGUGUGAGCUUCAGC